UGGAGUUAGCAUAGCAGUGCAUCUUUUGACAGACGACAGAGAAUUUGUGCUCUUGUGUGCUCGUCCAACUCCCCACAGCAUCAACAUGUUGAAAGAGUUGGUAAGGGAGCGACUCGUUGCCGCUGCCGACGAAAUCUUUGGACUGUUCGCUGAUACGAUAGCGUCGUACGAAGAGAAACUUUGUCGAGCGAGAGAGGAGAGCGAGCGACACCGACGACGACUCGAAGCUGUUUGCAAGGCUCAAGUUGUCAUACGCGUCGAAGAUGUUGAGCACCUGAUCGGUCGUCAGGAAGAUCUUGCCCCUCAGCCGCAGUGGAGUAGCCCAUCUUUAAAGCAGGACCAUCCACAGCCACGGCGUGUUAAAGUGGAAGAGGAAGAAGCUGGAGUCUGCAACUUGCCACUGAAUGGUUUCUCCGUAGAGAGUAAAGUUAACCAACAUGAACCAUCAAAUUGGUCACAGCGUAAUCGUCGUAGUCCAAACGGUGACACUUUUGGAGGACCGCCACCUAACAACUUCUUACCUAUGCUGCCAAACAGUGAUGACACAGAAGAGCCUUUGAGGAGUGACACAGACUGUGGAGACUUGCAGAAGCUGAUUGGUCAUCCCGAAGAACUUUCUUCUCAGCAGCUGUGUGGCAGCUCCCAUUUUGAGGUGGAAGAUCUAAAGCACCCCAUCUUUGAAACGGAAGAGGAGACCGAUGUCAGUAUGUUGCCACAGGCUGGCGUCUCAGUGAAGAGUGAGCAUGACCCAGACAAAGUAGCCGAUUGGUCGCAGGUUGAUCAUGGUAGUCCAAGUGGAGGAACACAACAAGCCAACUUCUUAGCUCCACUGUCAGACAGCGACGACAUUGUAGAACCUUCGGGAAGCGAAACAGACUGCGAAGGUGGCGACAGUCUGUCAAAACACUCCCGAAAAGAUGCAACUCUUAAAAAGAAAACUUCUAAAAAACACAGGAAAUUUCCCACACUUAAAGAAAAUUUUCGAUGCUCAGUUUGUGGGAAAUGUUUGACUUCUAAGUCUCAUUGGAAGAGACACACGAGAACACACACUGGAGAAAAGUCCUUUUGUUGCUCAGUUUGUGGGAAGACAUUCUCUCGAAAGGAACAUAUGGAAUUGCACAUGAGAACACACACGGGAGAAAAGCCCUUCUGUUGCACGCUUUGCCGAGCAGCAUUUUCUAGGAAAGAAAGUCUUGAUAAACACAUGAGAGUUCACACCGGAGAAAAACCCUUCAGUUGCUCUUUUUGCCGAGUAACAUUCUCUAGGAAAGAAAGUCUUGAUAAUCACAUGAGAGUUCACACAGGAGAAAAACCAUUUAGCUGUUCAGUUUGUGGUGGAAGUUUUGCUCAAAGGUCCAAUAUGGUUAGACACAUGCAGAUACACAAAAAGUCAGAAUAAAUGAU
Messenger RNA from Corythoichthys intestinalis (scribbled pipefish), 1404 nucleotides. Its product is annotated as gastrula zinc finger protein xFG20-1-like. The transcript has 3 exons. Gene Ontology annotation, molecular function: DNA-binding transcription factor activity, RNA polymerase II-specific; RNA polymerase II cis-regulatory region sequence-specific DNA binding. Gene Ontology annotation, cellular component: transcription regulator complex; PcG protein complex; chromatin. Gene Ontology annotation, biological process: regulation of transcription by RNA polymerase II. Bases 86 to 1399 code for a protein of 437 amino acids. The record is from RefSeq and is a predicted model, not a curated record. Lineage: Eukaryota; Metazoa; Chordata; Actinopteri; Syngnathiformes; Syngnathidae.